Siniperca chuatsi (mandarin fish) is the source of this 3843-nucleotide messenger RNA. It is a transcript of the gene chaf1a, whose product is annotated as chromatin assembly factor 1, subunit A (p150). Bases 335 to 3031 code for a protein of 898 amino acids. The transcript is spliced from 16 exons. NCBI's taxonomy places the organism in Eukaryota, Metazoa, Chordata, Actinopteri, Centrarchiformes, Sinipercidae. Gene Ontology annotation, cellular component: CAF-1 complex; nucleus. Gene Ontology annotation, biological process: nucleosome assembly. The record is from RefSeq and is a predicted model, not a curated record.
AACACCAAGUACGUUCAACGCGGUUGUCCAAAACAAACGCCUCCACCGGUGAUCAGUAACCUGGUUUUGACCAAUCAGCGACGGUUACUGACGCAAGCGACACACUCCCGCCAAUUCCGACUGAGGAGCGCGAGGCAGGCAGCGGGUUAAACGCAGGGAGUAUGUGGGAGAUGCGGAAAGAGAAUGCGCUAUGAUUUAUGUGAAAUAAAUUAGAAGUACAUGUCGUCUAAAUAGCAGCAUACUAUUUGGUGCAUUUUCGGGUGUUUACGCAACUUGUACCGUUGUUUUGACGUUGUUUAUCUCUAACGAGAGGAGCCCCGGGUUAGUCGUUGGGAUGUUGGCGGCGGAAAACCCAUCCGUGGACGGACAUUUGGCAGCAUCGACUCCCCGCAGAAGAGGCAUGGAUUGUAAGUCAAGUAACAAUGCCAACAAGAAACUUAUCCAAGCUCGUCUCCCAUUCAAGCGCGUGAACCCUGAACCUAAAGAGAACCAGCCACCUAAACGCCCCUGUGCACAUGCCUGCCCUGAACCAGGAGUCUCAGACAGGGAGAAUGAGUCCUCUGUUCUCCCUGUGCACAGUGGACCACCCUUGGUUAAUGGUCGUGGGCCCCUUGAUGGCUUCCUGAGCCGUAGGCACCGUGCACCAUCAGAUGAGAACAUGGUUAUAGAUCUGACCGCGGAUAACACUUCGUCCCCCGUAAAGCACCUUGUUUCACCUGCUUCUGCCUCUCCCUGCCUCCCAACAAAAGACAAGCAUCAGGGCAAAGACAAAACUGCCUCUUCUGGGAAAUCUAGCAACAUUGCUUACACUCCUAAAACACACGUUUUAGACUGCACAGUAGACAGCGAAGAUGAAGUAGAAGAGGUGGAGGAAAAAGUUGGGAAUCAGACAGCAUCUAUCUCACAGCUUGACACAACACAGGAUUCUGAAAGUGAGCCAGAGGAGGAGAAUGAGUCAGGGAACAUUUCCAGUUUAGGAAACAGGUCCAUGCUGUCAGCUUCAUCAGUCAGCUCCUCAUCUGAAAGCUCACCAGAGAAGUCCAAGUCUGAUGACCCUACAUCCACUACUACUCCUACAGAGCCAAAGACCACCUCCAAGAUACCAGCAGAUCAGAAAAAGAUCAAAAGACGCUCAUUGAAGAGUUUACAAGAACAAGAGGAGAGGCUUCGGCUGCGACAGGAGAAAGAACGUCAGAAGGAAGAGGCUAAAGCUGCAAAGGAGAAAAAGAAAGAAGAGGCUCGCAAGCAAAAGGAGGAGCGAGAAAGGGAAAAACGCGAAAAAAAAGAAAAAGACGAGCGGGAGAAACGAGAGAAAAAAGAGAAGGAGGAGAAGGAAAAGGCAGAGAGGUUAAAAGAAAAAGAGAAGCAACGGAAAUCAAAGCUAGAGGCAAAGCUUGAAGAAAAAAGGAAGAAAGAAGAGGAGAAGCAAAUGAAGGAAAAAGAGAAACGUUUGAAAGAAGAGAAGGAUCGCCUCAAAGCUGAGAAAGCAGAAAUUACACGGUUUCUACAGAAACCCAAGAUCCAACAGGCUCCAAAGACACUUGCAGCUGCGUGUGGGAAGUUUGCUCCAUUUGAGAUAAAAGAAAAUGUGUUUCUGGCACCACUGUGCCGGGUUCAGUGUGAGGACUCUGUUCUGGAGGAACUGGACCGGUGUUUGUUGAACCCCGCUGAUAACCUGAAUGGACUAAAAGAUUGGAUUGGGCAAAAACCCCGCCGGUCAGGACCCACCAAACCCAGACAGACUGACUCACUCAGCGAGUGUAUAACAGUGGAAGGGCCUAAACCAGAUAGUGUGCCUGAUCGUAAACGUUAUGGACCCAUGAAGCUGCUACAAUUCCAUGCGAACUACCGUCCAGCGUACUGGGGCACCUGGAGUAAGAAGAGUUCACACAUCUCACCUCGCUGCCCCCUCAGACAAGACAAGGAUUUGUUAGACUAUGAGGUGGACAGUGAUGAAGAAUGGGAGGAAGAGGAACCAGGAGAGUCCCUGUCUCAUAGUGAAGGGGAAGAUGAGGAGGAAGGAGGUGAAGAUGAUGAUGAUGACGGCUUCUUUGUUCCUCAUGGCUACCUUUCAGAUGAUGAGGGCGCUCUAGAAGAAGAGGAGGGUGGCGACCUGGAGAAGCAGAAACUACGUCAAAAACUGAAAGCGAGGGAGUGGGAUGAGCUGAUGUCCACCAAGAAGAAGAUGAAGAUGCUGGAGCCAGUGGUAAAGGGCUGCGUCUGGGAGGGAGAAGGACCUGGUUUGCAGCUCUUCCAACCUUAUGCUGUGUGUCUGGUCGAGCCUUUACCCAAGGCAGACACCAGCCCCAGCCCAGAGGAGCUGUCACAGAGGUGUCAGAGAGAAGCACAAUUACUCGGCCAGCUGCUGGCUCUGCUGCACGGCAAUCUCAACAGCAGCAAAGUGAUCAUCACUGAGUUUCAGGAGUUUUGUCGUCAGCAGACCUCCUCCUCCUCCUCCUCACCUCCUGAACUGUCCAGCCCUCAGAGCCCAGCAGAAAACAUUCCCACCAGAAUACAGGUGAAGCGCCUCAUUAAGAACAACGCUGUUUAUGAGAAGCGCUCAACCUACAGACGCUGCUGCUGGUAUGUGCAUACAGAGGUCCUGUCCCGUUUUGGUCAGGAGGCUCUUCCCGUGCCCUGCCAGUGGACCUACCUCACCACAGGAGCUCGAGAAGAGUCCCGUGAAGAACCCCAGGCAGCCACAGGCUCUCAGGGAAAUUCUCCCACUACACCCCAGACCUCCUCCACCACGUCUUCAUCCUCCAACAAAAGGAAGAGCACAGGCAGCAUGUCAAUCACCAAGUUCAUGAAGAGAUGUACUGACCCCGAGCAGACGGAAGCAAUGGAGGCAGAUGGUUUUCAAGCUGACACUGAGGAUGACGAUGAGGAAGACUGUGUCAUCCUCUCCACACAGAGUGGUCCAACCAGAGGGAAAUCUCCCAGCGAGGGAGACUGUCUGAUGGAAGUCACCCCUUCUGACACCGCUGCUCUUCCCGUGGCCAGCGCUGCUCCUACACUCGCCACUGCCUGAGGACAGGAUAGGUUAUUUCCUCUAACCAAGCUAUCCCGUUUCCCUCAAUACUCCUUCCUGGUUCUGAACUCUACUGUGUCCAAGACAGAAUCAAGUCUUCAAGCAAGAUGAAGCACCUCACACUCUGGUACAAGCAACUCUCACAGCAGGUGGCGUCUACUCAGUAUUAUGAGUUUCCUCUCACCUAUUUUUAUUUUUUUUUUUAAAGGAGUCGGGAGUCAUCUUGCCUGUAAAAUGUAGUUGUGCAUAAAAGUGUAAAAUAGUGUCUGACUUGAUUAUUGAGGGCAGAAAUGUCCAAUGUUCAUUAACUAUGUCUCUGAUUUUUGCAUUGAAAUUUCAGUCAGGCAUGUUUGGCAUGGGCCUCUUUAAAGUGGAAGGUGAAAGUUUCUCUGGCACUGCUUUAACUACAUCAGAUUGAGUUAAACAGAUGGAGGAAGAGCAGAACAGAAAUGCCCAGUUUUCAUGAGGAAAAGCAUCCAAGACAUCAAGAACAGCAUUAUUUACGUUUUUUGAAAUGUUGAAUUCAUGACGUUAUUGGACUUCCUCUAGUCAAAAUGUAUAUAGUUUACCAGAAAUAAGAGUUGGGAAAUGAGGUUUAAAGACCAUCAUUUCCCUUUGAUUUCAAUGGAUGCAUUUAUUCUGCUAUUUCUAAGUCUGACAACUCACUGGAGUAGUUGCUAGAUCUGUACCUGUACAGUUAGGUUCAGUGUCACAAUGUUUUAUAAAUAUGUAUUUUCUGUAUUUUUUUCAAGAAUACUUGAACAGGAUAAAUUCAUUAAACAUGAAUAAAAGUGAUGCACUUUUAUAUUCCA